This is a messenger RNA of Suhomyces tanzawaensis NRRL Y-17324, 1200 nucleotides long. RefSeq names its product inositolphosphotransferase (gene IPT1). Gene Ontology annotation, molecular function: inositol phosphoceramide synthase activity. Gene Ontology annotation, cellular component: inositol phosphoceramide synthase complex. The record is from RefSeq and is a predicted model, not a curated record. The transcript has 2 exons. NCBI's taxonomy places the organism in Eukaryota, Fungi, Ascomycota, Pichiomycetes, Serinales, Debaryomycetaceae. The coding region runs from base 1 to 1200 and encodes 399 amino acids. Gene Ontology annotation, biological process: inositol phosphoceramide metabolic process; sphingolipid biosynthetic process.
AUGUCCAUAUUUUCCCCACUUAUCUUUCUAUUCCAUUUUCUCUACAGGACGUUCUGGUCCGGCCUCAACCAGAGGAGUGUGGUAGGACUUGUGGUCAACUUUUGGAUCAACUUCGCUCCAGUGUUCACCUGGCUCAUGAUCUUCAAAAACGCUGGCCUCAUCCCCAAGAAGAUCAGACCUCCCAUCCACGUCAAGCUUGCGGCUACCCUUGACGACUACAUGUUCAACAUCUCCAAGCCACUUGGCUCGUUGUGCAGUCUCGUGGCCAUUGUGAUCGGCACAGUGUUGGUGUACUUGAAAUGGUACAGGAUGUCCAGACGGGUGGUCAGGGACGCCAGGUUCGAGUUCUUCACCCCUCUCACUCACCAACAAAUCUCGGCCCAGACCUCUGCCACGAACAACAAGAUCCUCGCCAACUUCAAAAAAACCGGCAACUACAUGCCAUACAACUGCUGGUAUCUUGCGCCCGUGGCGCUCAGUGGAGCAUCGUGGUUCCUCUUGAACUUCGACUACUGGUUGCAUAAGCCCCUCGCCACCCACAGAGACCUUCUUGCCUGGUUCUCGUAUGUGUUGGGCCACUUUUUCGCCCCCUUGUUCACUGCCAUCUGGCUUUAUGUGUUCCAUGCUCCUGGAGCCUUGAAGUUGUUCUCGUUCGCGUUGGGCAUGCAAAAUAUCGCAGGAGUAAUCACUCAUCUCUUGUUCCCCAACGCACCACCUUGGUUCAUCCACUUGAAAGGCAUGGAUGCCACUGCUGACUACGACACCCCUGGCUACGCUGCUGGGUUGACGCGAGUGGACAUGGCCAUGGGUACCCACAUGCAUUCCAACGGCUUCCACGCCAGUCCUAUUGUGUUUGGUGCGCUUCCUUCGUUGCACUCGGCCAUGGCGGUGAUGGUGUUUUUCUUCCUCUCGUACUAUUCCCGUUGGACCGCGUUGAAGGUUGUGGGGUUGUGCUUCGUGGUGCUCCAGUGGUGGGCCACCAUCUAUUUGGACCACCACUGGCGGUUGGACUUGAUUGCCGGCAUGUUCUACUCCAUCACCUCCUUCACCAUCCUCUGGUGCUGGAAGGGCGGGUUCCAGAGAGUGGACCACGACUUCGUGGUGGCUCGCUUGAGUUAUAAUUUUGCCAAGGGCAGCACCAUGGGAAUGAGAGUUUUCAGGGGCACCUCGUGGCAGAAGUUCUUCGAUCCGUUAUCGUAG